CUCCCCACACCGACAAGACCGACAGAUAGGCAGGCUGGCGAGCUCCCCGGAGAAGGAGAAGCUAGGGGGAGGAGUUAAUCACUGUCUGUCAGAGUGGUUACCGGAGUGAACGAGGCGGUCCCAGAGUACCUCGUGUCCAAUAGAAUGCGACGCUCCUUGUGUCGCUAUGGUGACGGGGUUGUGCCCAGAGAGGCUGUGAUGGGUUGACAGGUGCGUGACAAUCGGAGCUCUCUGCAAGCAUGUACGCCAAAGGCAAGAGUAACAGCGUACCGUCCGACAGCCAGGCCAGGGAAAAGUUAGCGCUAUAUGUUUAUGAAUAUUUGCUCCAUGUAGGAGCACAGAAAUCGGCACAGACAUUUCUGUCAGAGAUAAGAUGGGAGAAAAAUAUCACAUUAGGGGAACCUCCUGGAUUUCUCCAUUCUUGGUGGUGUGUUUUUUGGGACCUCUAUUGUGCUGCACCUGAGAGACGAGAGACAUGUGAACAUUCAAGUGAAGCAAAAGCCUUUCAUGAUUAUAGUGCCGCUGCAGCCCCCAGCCCGGUGUUAGGAAGCAUUCCCCCAGGAGAUGGCAUGCCAGUGGGGCCUGUUCCUCCAGGAUUCUUUCAGGGACCUCCCGGUUCACAGCCUUCACCACACGCACAGCCUCCACCCCACAAUCCCAGCAAUCCCAUGAUGGGCCCUCACGGUCAGCCGUUCAUGUCGCCUCGAUACCCGGGAGGCCCUCGGCCACCUCUCAGAAUACCCAAUCAGGCACUUGGUGGUGUCCCAGGAAACCAAGCUUUAUUGUCAAGUGGGAUAGAUCCAACAAGGCAACAAGGGCAUCCUAACAUGGGUGGACCAAUGCAAAGAAUGACACCUCCUCGAGGCAUGGUUCCUCUUGGACCACAGUCUGAUCCUUGGUUAUCAUUGCAGAGUUAUGGCGGAGGAAUGAGACCCCCUCUGAAUGCUUUAGGUGGUCCUGGAAUGCCUGGCAUGAAUAUGGGUCCAGGAGGUGGUAGAGCUUGGCCAAAUCCCCCCAGUGCUAACUCAAUACCAUACUCUUCUGCGUCUCCUGGGAAUUACGUGGGUCCGCCGGGAGGAGGGGGCCCACCAGGAACUCCAAUAAUGCCCAGCCCAGCAGAUUCUACCAAUUCUGGAGACAACAUGUACAUAAUCAAUCCUGUUCCACAGGGAGGAAACCGGUCUAAUUUCCCAAUGGGUCCUGGGUCAGAUGGUCCGAUGGGAGGAAUGGGGGGAAUGGAGCCCCAUCAUAUGAACGGGUCAUUAGGCUCAGGAGAUAUGGACAGCAUUUCCAAGAACUCUCCUGGUAAUAUGAGCAUGACUAAUCAACCAGGCACUCCACGGGACGACGGAGAGAUGGGUGGGAACUUCCUCAAUCCUUUUCAGAGUGAAAGUUACUCUCCAAGCAUGACCAUGAGUGUGUGAUUGACUGCCCUCAAGGAGGAAUCUGAAGAGAAGAUUUAUUUAUCUUGUGUACAGUUAACAGAGGAUCUUCAUCUGAGCCCACUGUUUCCUCUAUCAGUUUUGUGAAGAAAGUGGGUCCAAACCUCUUUUUUCCCCCUUUUACAUUUUUAAGACUGAAAUGCAUUUUAAAAAUCACCAUGAUUUGAACUGCUAAAUGAUCAUUUGUAUAUAUCCCAUUAAGCUGUUAUAUGGAUCAAGAGUAAUCAAAACUUCUUUUAAGUAGAAAAAAAAAGACUUUUUUAUUCCAUUUUUGUUCUUUAAACGUUUACAUAUUUUAAGCCUGACACAGUCUUUUUAUUUUUUCUCUACUUGGAAGUUCAUGUUGUACUGUGUAUACCACUGUUAAAUAAGUUAUUUUGUAGUCAGAAAAUACGAAUGAUACUGGUUGUAUAAUAUUGGGAGGAGGAUUUGUUCCCUUUUUGACUGUUUCAUUGUGCUUAUCCUGUGAAUGAACAGCUCUGUCUUUAUCAAGAAACAAAAGAAAGCCUGAGCUUGUGUCAGCAUGUGGAAAUUGUUAAUAUUUAACUGAAAUUAUAGCAGAUACUUAGUGCAGCAGUAACAAUCACUUGCACAUUUCCCUCAUCCAGGGUUCAGCCUGCAAUGGAUGUCUGGAUUAUUUGAGCCCUGACUCUGUAAAAGACCAAAUUUAUAAGUAUUUCUACUACUUGGAGAUGUAACCAUUUUUAAACUAUAGCCUAUGGCAGUUCACAAAAGAUUGUGAAUGGAGUGUUCAAUAUAAGGUAAUAAUUUAAAAACAGAUAUUCUGUGGCUCUUCUUUUACAAUGAGUCUAUGGCACUUUUCCUCAUUUUCUUGAAGUUUAUUGGAUUAAAACAUUUUUUAAAGGCAAUUUGUACAAUUUUUUAAGUAUGUGUUUAAUGUGGAAAUUUUACUAAAAGAUUAGGAAACAUUUGAACAUUCUGACAACAAAAAUUUAAUAUACAAGCAAAUACCUCUAGAUGUUUAUCCUGUUCUGUAGACCUUCUCUCUUCUGUACAAAUUUUCUGUCUUUAGGAGCAGAAGCCUUCCAUUUUUCUCUACUUUUAAAUAACAUUUAUGUUUUAACUGAUUCCAGUGCUUGGGUUGAAAUAAUAAAAGGUAAGAAGGGGAGAAGUCGAGCAACUUGCCAUAAUAUGAAAGAGUUUUCUAAUAUUGGAUAAGUAAAGGUACAGCAUUUGAAAAAUAAUAUUAAUUAGAGGAGGAGGGCACUGGCUGGAGAUGAUUUGGUUUAUAUUGGGGAUAAUUCUUUCUAUCUUAUUUCCCUUACAUUUAAUUAUAUGUGUAAUAUAUUGUGAAAAAAGUAUUACAAAUUCUCAUGUUAUGCAAGUAAUUAACUAAUAAGAUCUACUCCCUUGAUUGUUGUUGUUGCUGUAGUUGUAGGUUGGGAGAAGGUACUGAUACAGCGUGUUGCUGCACCCACCACACAAUGCAAAUUAAGAAUUAGUCACUCAUUCAGACAGAUGACAAGAGGCAUUAAAAAAAUACACAAUAAUUUUCUAACAUCCUUUAUUCAGUUCAGGUUUUGGAAAGCUGUUGCACAUACUGGCAAAAAUCCUGGGUGGAUCACCAGUCCUUCUCAAGGCUCAUUUACACACACCCCAUUCGUUCAGACUGAGCCAGUUUGGAGUCGCCAGUAAAUGUAAUGUGCACAGUUUGGCAUGCGGGAGAAAAACUAUACUACUGAGAGAAAAACCCACACACACAUGGGGAGAAUGUACAAAGGCAGUCGAGGACCCAACAUUCGAACCCAGGACUGUGGAGCUGUGAGGCAGCAGCAUUAACCACUGUGCCACCUUGAUUUAAAAAUGGGUUCAAAAAAACAAAAUGCCUUUGUGUUUACUAGUUCUUACAUUUUGAACUUUCCUAAGAUUAAUUUCUUUGUGCUUUGAUGUUCCUUAUUCUAUAUGAAUUUAAUUUGUGAAAGGUUAAGUUAUUUUUCAGGUACCGAAUUCAACAAGGUACUGAAGAGUGUGGCAUGUAAAAAUUCCUUUUUCUCUCAAUUAUUUAGUUAAGAUCAUAUUUUCCUCCUUCAUUUUAGGCAGUACUUUUGCAGUAAUAUUUUACAGUUUCUGUCAUUCUUUUGAGAACUAUGUGAUUUCUCCAAUUAAAAAGACAUUCAUUAUGGAAUUUGCUUUCAUUCUGUAUUCUAAAGCUUCAUUCACAUUUGCAAGUUAUAUUAAUGUUAAUCCAGUAGCAUACAAAAAGAUUGUGAUAGCUGUUUUCUAAAUUCAUACACUUGUAGCUCCGUGUUUGUAUUGCCAUUGAUUUAUUCUUUGCUUUUGAGACCCAAUACUAAAAUAUGUUGUAUGUACAACAGUAACUACACUACAGUUUAGUUACUGAAGGUGCAGAUGUAACAAUGUGAAAUGUCGUCUAGUAACCCAAUGCACUUUUUGCUACAUAAAAUGUGCUUACCAUCUGGUACAUGAGAAUUAUAUUUACCACAUAAAUAAAUAAAUAAAUUAUUCUGAUGGAAAAAAGAAACACUAAUUUCUGGAGUAAGAAAAGUAUAAUUGUAAAUUUGAAUACAUUUCACAAAAUGACCAACAACACAGCUUGUGCAGCCAGGCAUUGCAACAUGUCAAAUACCGCAGAGUUUAAAACAAUAUUAAAUUAAAGAGUGAUAACAAUGCAGGUAUACAGACAAACAAUAACUUUGUAUAAUUUUAACGUUUAACCCCGGAUGGAAUUGAAGAGUCGCAUAGUGUUGGGGAGGAACGAUCUCCUCAGUCUGUCAGUGGAGCAGGACAUUGACAGCAGUCUGUCGCUGAAGCAGCUCCUCUGUCUGGAGAUGAUACUGUUCAGUGGAUGCAGUGGAUUCUCCAUUAUUGACCGGAGCCUGCUCAGUGCCCAUCGGUCUGCCACAGAUGUCAAACUGUCCAGCUCUGUGCCUACAGUACAGCCUGCCUUCCUCACCAGUUUAUCCAGGCGUGAGGCGUCCCUCUUCUUUAUGCUGCUUCCCCAGCACACCACUGCGUAGAAGAGGGCGCUCGCCACAACCGUCUGAUAGAACAUCUGCAGCAUCUCAUUGCAGAUGUUGAAGGACGCCAGCCUUCUAAGGAAGUAUUUUUAACAGUAUUCAUUAUUUAAACAGAAUUAACGAUUUAUCUGUAAAACGUAAUAUACAUACUUUUAUGCAUUUUAUCAUGAAAGUGAUAUCAAGUAUACAUCUAAGGAUUCUAAAUGUGCAGAGAGUUGGAAUAUCAUACAUUUAGUGUGUUCUGUGUGGUGACCUAUUGCUGUUUGCCGCUGCUGUCAGGUCAAGAGGAAGUCCCAGAAAAAAAAGACGGCACAAAAUAUGGUAUGUGAGGCUUUUAAAAUGUAUCGUGUCAUUACGAUCGGGAAUAUGCGACACUUGAAUAUAAAAGCACCACAAAUGCAUCUUUAUGUCAGCAUUUUGCUUCACCACAUUGAACCAUUCAUGAAACAUCGAAGCACACACAUCGAUCCCUUAGGAUCCGCAUAGAGGCCUUUUUGCCACAUUAUGUCACAUUCCAACUUUUAUCACAUUGCGCCCCUGACUUUUUGCUGGUACUGCAACUCGCGCAUGUGUCACAUUAAUCUCAGAGGAUGCAUCAAAUGAAUGCUUGGCAGCCAUGAUGCGGGCGCAUACGCAUUCUGAGCGUGACGUAUAAAUGAGCCCUAUGAAUUAAUCCAGUCCACUCUAUCCCAACUUAAGGUAAGGUUGAAGUUCUAGAUGUCCUCAAGUGACCACACCACAGCAGGACUGACAUAACUGAGCGAUCAUUUUAGGUCUGUUUCUGAAACACAAUGCCCACUCAGUUAUUUACUCCAUGGUUCUGGCCUGAGAGCAAAUCCCAUUGUCACACCUCCUUCACUACCUGACCCUAUAUAGCAGAAUAGUGCCAGACCACUCAUAACUGCUGUGGUCACAACUGUCUUGAGGAAUGCUGGUGUGUAGCUGUUCUUCUGGCUUAUGUUUUCCUUUGACCAUAACCCCCAUGGAGCAUGCUUGGAUGCCCUGGAUCACAACAUCUGGCAAUUUGACCCUUUUUGUGCUAGUGGCCAAAAAUUUUUUCAGGUCCUUUUGCAAAAAUGAGAUGCCACCCUACAAUUGCCAAUUUUGUGACUGAUUGGCUGAAGCAGCGGCGACUGAACACAAGAUACUGAAGGACUACAAGAUGAUUGUUGUUCACAGAUGUAAUUGUUUUCCUAUUGUUUUGUUCUCAUACUACUAUUUUAUUGUAAUUUCAGCAAUGAAGGUUGAAAUUUCAGUCCAACAACAAGUGUUUAUUCUUUUUCUAUCAGUAUAUACAGUACAAGGUGGCACACAAGAAAAUAGCCUGGUGUUAUUAUUGAUGUCAUUAAAGUUUCAUUAGUAAUAAAAGAAUAACAGAUGAUAUACAGUAGUACACUUUAAAAGUGAUUUGUUAUUUUAUUAUUGUUAGAGAAUGUUAUUAAAGAAUGUUACUGACCAUUUUAAAUACUGUACUGAAAAUGGUCUCUGCCAGCAGUGAUGCAAAAUUCUGCUCCAUAUAACAUUCAUAAUACACCCAUUUAUUGUGAUUAUCGCCAUGUAAACUUAUGAUUAGCUUUUGGCAUAUGAUCUGCAGUAUCAGCCACAACCUCUGUGGUCUGGGUUGAAGUGUCUCUGGGUUUCAGUGCAUUGUUCACAGGACCAGUAAUCCACCACUUGUUCACCAAUUGCUGAAUUGUGCAUGUUGCAGGCGCACUCUCACCGAUUUUCACUAAUCCUUCACAUGUCUACAUGAAAGGAUCUGCAUGAACAUACAAUUUCUCAAUUGAAAUAUGCUGUUCCAAUGAAUAAUGCCAUGUCUUCUCUCUAGCACAUACGCAGGUAAAUGAAUUGACUCAGCAGAACGCUGUGCUUACUGAGUUCCCGCUAGCUUUGCUGGCUUAGUGAGUGAGGGGAUGCUUUUUUGUGCACCACUCAGUAGUAUCACACCAGGUGUCAUUUGAAGUUUGUUGUUUUGAAGCUUACGGCUAUCCAGCUAUAUGGAAAACAAUGAUAAACUGAAAUACGGUUACCCAUUUACCUUAAGGCUUUCUUCUGUUUCUUGUUGUUAACCUCUGCUCUUUUAUCAAACAAACCACUUAAAUUUUCGGUGAUUUUUUUUUUUUCUCACAGAAGAUCGUAACUUGGGAACUCUGAAUUACUUCAGAAACAUGUUAAAGAAGGUUUUCAGAUUGUUCUUUUAUGAGCUACACGUCAAGCUUUUCUGACUUGCCAAUGUAAGGAAUUCUCUUUUGUAAAAUAGAAAAAAAAAUGCCACAUUUUUUUUCCAUUUGUAAUGCGUUUUACGUUUCAGUGUUCUGCUUCUGUAAAUACAUUUGAGAAGUAUAAUAUGAAUUUUUGAGCUUCCUGAUUUCAAUAUGACAGUCUUCUGACUUGUUUGGUAAUGCCUUGUUGGUAAAACAUCAGUGCAGAUGUUUGCACUUAA
Molecule: messenger RNA, 6884 nt
Organism: Erpetoichthys calabaricus (reedfish)
Lineage: Eukaryota; Metazoa; Chordata; Cladistia; Polypteriformes; Polypteridae
Gene: ssbp2b
Product: single stranded DNA binding protein 2b
Exons: 18
Coding region: 240-1424 (394 amino acids)
Biological process (GO): positive regulation of transcription by RNA polymerase II
Cellular component (GO): nucleus
Molecular function (GO): protein binding; single-stranded DNA binding
Source: RefSeq, a predicted model, not a curated record